AUGCCCGUAAAACUAGUCCACAAUCGAAGGAAACAAGCAAUGUCCUCAGAUUUGACCGGCCGUAACAAGGAGGAAGUCACUCUGCUCUAUAGUGAGCAUCCCAGGGAAGAGGGCGUUGCCAAAAACGGACGGGUGCUAAGAAUGAUGUACGAUAUUCGAACGCCACCGUUCCUAACCGCCGAGUCUGUUGUGGUCAGCAUAAAAAUCGAGCCGGAUAAACCUUCAUUCUUGAUUAUGGCGACGGAUGGCAUGUGGGACAUGCUCUCCAGUCAACAGGCAGUUUCUCUUGUUGGUAAAUCGCUAGAAUAA
This is a messenger RNA of Talaromyces stipitatus ATCC 10500, 309 nucleotides long. Its product is annotated as pyruvate dehydrogenase, putative. NCBI's taxonomy places the organism in Eukaryota, Fungi, Ascomycota, Eurotiomycetes, Eurotiales, Trichocomaceae. The record is from RefSeq and is a predicted model, not a curated record. Bases 1 to 309 code for a protein of 102 amino acids. The transcript has 3 exons.